Messenger RNA from Hemicordylus capensis (graceful crag lizard), 5084 nucleotides. RefSeq names its product ubiquitin specific peptidase 7 (gene USP7). Lineage: Eukaryota; Metazoa; Chordata; Lepidosauria; Squamata; Cordylidae. Gene Ontology annotation, cellular component: cytosol; nucleus. Gene Ontology annotation, biological process: regulation of protein stability; protein deubiquitination. Gene Ontology annotation, molecular function: protein binding; cysteine-type deubiquitinase activity; cysteine-type endopeptidase activity. The coding region runs from base 256 to 3558 and encodes 1100 amino acids. The transcript is spliced from 32 exons. The record is from RefSeq and is a predicted model, not a curated record.
UCUUUUAGUUGCUUUCCUGUAUUCGAAAGCAUGGCUCCCUGUCUCUGAAGCAGGCGUUUUGUGGACUUCAUGGCAAUGGGGUUUAUAGAAUCGAGAACACUUUGCUUCAGCUGUGGCACCUGGCAGACUGUGAGAAAGUGAUGUAGCUGACUAUCAAGCUGGUUGGACACAAUAGAUAGAUGUUAGGCUACUCUUUACCACUACAUUUCUGAACUGGUAGGAACAAUCUCCACCUCCCAUCACUUUUCAGUCGUCAUGAGCCUACUCGAACUUUAUGUCUUCAACUCAGCUGGAGAUGCUGACGAUCCACCAAGAAUUACCCCGAAUCCAGUCAUCAAUGGGAAUGUAGCAAUGGCUGAUGGUCACAACAACACAGAAGAAGACAUGGAAGAUGACACAAGCUGGCGGUCGGAAGCAACGUUUCAAUUCACAGUUGAACGUUUCAACAGACUGAGCGAAUCGGUUCUGAGUACCCCCUGCUUCGUCCGGAACCUGCCAUGGAAGAUCAUGGUGAUGCCGCGGCUUUAUCCGGACAGGCCGCACCAAAAAAGCGUAGGGUUCUUUCUCCAGUGCAAUGCUGAGUCGGAUUCCACGUCAUGGUCCUGUCAUGCGCAAGCAGUGCUCAAGAUAAUAAAUUACAAGGACGACGAGAAAUCGUUCAGUCGCCGUAUCAGCCACUUGUUCUUUCACAAGGAAAAUGACUGGGGCUUUUCCAACUUUAUGUCGUGGAGUGAAGUUACGGAUCCAGAUAAAGGAUAUAUAGAAGACGACAAAGUAACUUUUGAAGUGUACGUUCAAGCUGAUGCUCCUCACGGUGUGGCGUGGGACUCCAAGAAGCAUACAGGAUAUGUGGGAUUGAAGAACCAGGGAGCAACCUGUUACAUGAACAGUUUAUUGCAGACGUUAUUUUUCACAAAUCAACUACGGAAGGCCGUGUACAUGAUGCCCACGGAAGGUGAUGACUCUUCAAAAAGUGUUCCUUUAGCAUUGCAGAGAGUGUUCUAUGAGCUUCAGCAUAGCGACAAGCCAGUAGGAACCAAGAAGCUAACAAAAUCUUUUGGAUGGGAGACAUUAGACAGCUUCAUGCAACAUGACGUUCAAGAACUCUGUCGAGUGUUGCUUGAUAAUGUUGAAAACAAAAUGAAAGGCACCUGUGUAGAAGGCACGAUUCCUAAAUUAUUCAGAGGGAAGAUGGUGUCUUAUAUCCAAUGCAAACAUGUAGACUAUCGGUCUGAACGAAUAGAGGAUUAUUAUGACAUCCAACUAAGUAUAAAGGGAAAGAAAAAUAUAUUUGAGUCCUUCAUUGAUUAUGUUGCAGUUGAACAGCUGGAUGGGGAUAAUAAAUAUGAUGCAGGGGAACACGGUUUGCAGGAUGCAGAAAAAGGUGUAAAGUUCCUAACUUUGCCACCAGUAUUGCAUCUACAGCUCAUGCGGUUCAUGUAUGAUCCCCAAACUGACCAGAACAUCAAAAUAAAUGAUAGGUUUGAGUUCCCAGAUCAGUUGCCUCUUGACGACUUUUUGCAAAAAAAAGACCCUAAAGAUGCUGCAAACUAUAUUCUCCACGCAGUCCUAGUACACAGUGGAGAUAACCAUGGUGGACAUUAUGUCGUUUACUUAAACCCAAAAGGAGAUGGAAAAGUAAGUCAUGGAAGCGACACACAGUGGUGUAAAUUUGAUGAUGAUGUUGUAUCUAGAUGUACAAAGGAAGAAGCAAUUGAACAUAACUAUGGAGGCCAUGAUGAUGACUUAUCUGUACGGCACUGUACCAAUGCGUAUAUGUUGGUUUAUAUCAGGGAGUCAAAAUUGAGUGAAGUGUUGCAGGCAGUCACUGACCACGAUAUUCCUCAGCAGUUGGUGGAACGGCUGCAAGAAGAAAAGAGAAUAGAAGCUCAAAAGAGGAAGGAGAGGCAAGAAGCUCACCUCUACAUGCAACUGCAGAUAGUAACAGAGGACCAGUUCUGUGGCCAUCAAGGCAACGACAUGUAUGAUGAAGAAAAAGUAAAAUACACUGUGUUCAAAGUGUUGAAGAACUCAACGCUUGCAGAAUUUGUUCAAAACCUUUCUCAAACAAUGGGCUUUCCACAAGAUCAGCUACGGCUGUGGCCAAUGCAGGCCCGAAGCAAUGGGACAAAAAGGCCGGCCAUGCUAGACAAUGAAGCUGAUGGCAAUAAAACUAUGAUUGAGCUGAGUGACAAUGAAAAUCCGUGGACCAUUUUCCUGGAAACGGUAGACCCAGAAAUGGCUGCGACUGGGGCAGCAUUGCCCAAGUUUGACAAAGACCGUAAGUACACAUCAGAUGACGUAAUGUUGUUCCUGAAGAUGUAUGAUCCAAAGACGCGGAGUUUGAAUUACUGUGGACAUAUCUAUACGCCUAUAUCUUGUAAAAUACGUGACUUGCUGCCAGUUAUGUGUGAAAGAGCAGGAUUUCCCCAGGAAUCUAAUCUUAUCCUCUAUGAGGAAGUUAAGCCGAAUUUAACAGAGAGAAUUCAAGACUAUGAUGUAUCCCUUGACAAGGCUCUUGAUGAACUCAUGGAUGGUGACAUCAUUGUGUUUCAGAAAGAUGACCCCGAGAACGACAAUAGUGAACUACCAACAGCAAAGGAAUACUUCCGAGAUCUGUACCACCGAGUUGAUGUCAUCUUCUGUGACAAAACCAUCCCCAACGACCCUGGUUUUGUGGUCACGUUGUCCAACAGAAUGAAUUAUUUUCAGGUUGCAAAGACGGUUGCCCAGAGGCUUAAUACGGAUCCUAUGCUCCUACAGUUUUUCAAGUCACAAGGUUAUAGAGAUGGCCCAGGUAACCCUCUUAGACAUAAUUACGAUGGAACUCUAAGAGAUCUCCUGCAGUUCUUCAAGCCUAGGCAACCUAAGAAACUUUACUAUCAGCAGCUUAAAAUGAAAAUCACAGACUUUGAAAACAGGAGGAGUUUUAAGUGCAUAUGGCUGAACAGCCAAUUUAGGGAAGAGGAAAUAACACUAUAUCCAGACAAGCAUGGAUGUGUACGGGACUUAUUAGACGAAUGUAAAAAAGCUGUAGAACUCUCUGAGAGAGGUUCAGGGAAAUUAAGGCUGCUAGAAAUUGUAAGUUACAAAAUAAUUGGUGUCCAUCAGGAAGACGAAUUGUUAGAGUGUUUAUCGCCAGCAACAAGUCGGACGUUUCGGAUAGAGGAAAUUCCCUUGGACCAGGUAGAUCUAGAUAAGGAGAAUGAGAUGCUAAUUACAGUGGCUCAUUUCCAGAAAGAGGUUUUUGGGACGUUUGGCACUCCAUUCUUGCUAAGGAUACACCAGGGCGAACACUUUCGGGAGGUAAUGAAGAGGAUCCAGACCGUACUGGACAUACAGGAGAAGGAAUUUGAAAAGUUUAAGUUUGCCAUUGUAAUGAUGGGUCGACACCAUUAUAUAAAUGAAGAUGAAUAUGAAGUUAACUUGAAAGAUUUUGAGCCCCAACCCGGCAACAUGUCUCAUCCCAGGCCAUGGCUGGGGCUUGACCAUUUCAACAAAGCCCCAAAGAGAAGUCGCUACACCUACCUUGAAAAAGCUAUUAAAAUCCAUAACUGACUUACCCUCUCCAGUUUGUUCGAGGCGAAAGGGGCAACCAUAAGUAUGUGUGUGCGUGCGUGUGUGUGUGUGUGUGUGCGCGCGCACCUUUUUAACAACGGUAGGACUUUUGGCACACGUGCACUCUGAUCGGAAGUCUCCAGCAAGAGGAUUUGCUGCUGAUUUAUUAAUUUUAUUUUGAGGCUGUUCAGUUUGGCUUCUCUGUAUCUAUUAUUGACUGCCCUUUUUUUGAGCAAAAAUGAAGGUGUUUUAUAAAAGCUUGGGUGCCAAUGAGAGUUUUUAUGGGGAAUGCAAAGUGAAGCAGGAUUGUCGACGUGACGAUGGAAAGGUUGACUAGAACAGUUACCAUUGGCAAACUCUUUGUCUGUAGAACAUUUAAUGGGGUGUCCUGGGCUACCCCCUUCUCCCCCCCCACCCCAUGCUCUUCCCAAAUGCGUGGUACUUGCCAUCACUGCAACUAGCUGGCGCUAUGGUUAGGCUCACGUCCAGUUUAUUUCCUCCAGUUAUAUACUUUAAAAUGACAUUUUUGUGCAUUUGUAAAUGCAACGAGAAACUCACGUCCUCAAUAAAUAGCAAUCUCUACUUGGUUGUGUACACUGUUGGCACUUAUUCGGGACUUCUUCUUCUUCUUCUUUUUGGUCUCUUCAAUCAGCCUAGGAUUUCUCUCUCUCUCUUUUUUAAUUAUUAUUAUUAUUAUAUUAUUAUUAUUAUUUUAAAUAAAUGGAUUCUGAGUCAAAUUUGGUUUUUUCCACAUCACAUUUUGCCAAGGAAGAAGCCGGGAGCCCUCGAAGGAAGAGAUGGCGGCUUUGUCUUUGUUUUGAAACGAUUUAGAAUUAUAUCAAUCAGUUGUGAUUAAGAGACUGGUGAGCACAGAACCAACACCUUGCAGGGUUUGCAGAAGGAAAAGGCAUCUCCUUUAUAAUGAACUUAGUUAAUCUGGGAAGAAACGGGGAGACGAGCAAAAUAGCCGUUUAGCACUGAGGGCAUGUUCACUAGCAUUUAGUAAGCUGUUGACUUUGUAAAAAAUAAAUAAAAAUAAAAAUUAAAAAAAUAGGGGAUUGGGAGGGGGAAGAAAACGAAAGUGUAUAUUUAAUGGAGGAACAUGUACAAUUUAACACUUGGAGGUUACUUUUGGGGAGGGUGGGGGGGGGGCGGGGGAGUCUGCAAGUGAAUUUCACAGAUGUCAAUAUUCAUUGUGUGUAGGUUUUUUUUCUCCCCCUCCCCUCCCCACUUCAGUUCCCAGACUUCUUUUCCAUUUUAGUUCCCAGCUAACGGACAGCCCCAUAUGUCUAUAUAAGUUUUUUGAGUGCAGUAAAGAAAAAGAAAAAUAGAAUCAGCCGUUCACACUCCUCCCCCUCCUUUUUAAAUUUCACAUACUUUCUCCCUCUCCUUCCCCUUCCUGCCCACCCUCAAGUAUUUUAUUUUGUUUCUGUAGCUGCAGUGUGCAAUGAUUCUUCCUGUAUAUUGCCUUUUUUGCUGGAAAAAAAAAUGUUGUAUGUUGAAUAAAAAUUUUCUAUAAAAUUUUA